This is a messenger RNA of Geodia barretti, 363 nucleotides long. The record is from the annotation of a GenBank genome assembly. NCBI's taxonomy places the organism in Eukaryota, Metazoa, Porifera, Demospongiae, Tetractinellida, Geodiidae.
AUGGCGGCCGCUAUCGCACAGGCCGAAGAACUAAACAUCAAAGUAAGUGUCGCAGUAGUGGACGCCGGGGGCCGCCUGCUGGGACUGCAGCGAAUGGACGGAGCAAUCUGGGCCUCUGCGUAUGGUUGCCAGGGGAAGGCCGUGGCGUCAGCCGCGUUCGGACAACCCAGCGGUGCAAUGCAAGCCCGCGCCGAGGCACCCACGCCCAGCGGCAUUCGCCAGCGUUCCGGUUCCGAGAUGAUAUUCGGACAGGGCGCCGUUCCCAUCAUCAGCGAUGGAGAAGUUGUUGGAGCGUGUGGUGUCGGCGGCGGUACCAGCGAAGAGGACGAACAAUGCGCCGCAGCCGGCGCCGCGGCCCUUUAG